AUGCUGCAGAGGAAGCUCACACGCACCGUCUCCAACCUCUCAAUUGUUUCCAAGACCAGUAGAGCCAGCAGAAAAGAACGAAAAGCUGAAAGCAAGGCCGCAAGUAAGGCCAAUAGCGUCGCCAGCAGCGUCGCUAGUAGCAUAGCCGAAGCUUCCGACGAUGAAUACAACAACCCACUCGAGAACGUUGCCCGUUGGCGCUUGACCGCCAACGCGGUUGCCUUACGCUCCGGGGCCGCUUUCGCCUUCGGCCUGCAGAACCUGUCCGCUCCCGUCCCACCGGCUGCGAAUAGAGUCAUCUGGCUGGACUCUACCCUCUCGGAAUGGAGCGGCAAGGAGAAGAUCAGGGUCGAUGUCUAUCUUCCUCCCACCACCACCUCCAGCAAACCCACCGGCAAGAUCCCUGCGGUCAUCAAUUUUCAUGGUGGGGGGUUCGUCGUCGGGCAGGGCACUGACGAUGCGCGCUGGGCUGGCGCUGUAGCGACAGCCCUCAACGCCGUUGUCUUCUCUGUCAGCUAUCGCCUGGCUCCCAGCUAUCCUUUCCCCACACCAGUCGAGGAUUCCGCCGACUCUAUUCUUCAGAUCGUCGCACGUGCCGAAGAGUUCCGCAUCGAUACAAACAGGGUCAUCUUGUCGGGUUUCUCGGCUGGAGGGACACUAGCACUUGCCAGCUGGAACAUUCUCCAAGACCCUAAUCAAUGGGGAUACAAGUUUAAACUCCCAGUUCCCGACAUCUCCGGCCUGGUGUUGUUCUACCCACUCUUGGACUGGACCAUGACUAGGCCGCAGAAGCGGAAGACAUGUGGAAAGCCAGAAAUGACUCUUCCCAAAGGCAUGACUGACCUCUUUGAUGCGUCGUACAUAUACCCUCCAAGACGACGGGCUGAGCGGGGUGAUCCGCGUCUUUCACCCGGCCUCAUGACGAAUGAGAUGAUUGAUCGCCUACCACCAGUACACCUGUGCAUGUGCGAGCACGACAUGUUGCUACUGGAGGGCCAGUCUUUUGCGGAGAGAGUAAGAUCCCGCGGUCGCCGGGUCAGCACACGUGUUGUUGAGGCUGAAAAACAUGCCUGGGACAAACCUCCACCUUUUGCACCCAAGGAAUCUGUCAUGGUUGAGUAUAACGAGGCCAUUAAAGCCAUCAAAGAAUGGUUUGACAACACAGGGAUGACAUGGAACAUUGAGUGA
Messenger RNA from Colletotrichum orchidophilum, 1188 nucleotides. RefSeq lists its product as uncharacterized. The record is from RefSeq and is a predicted model, not a curated record. The transcript has a single exon. NCBI's taxonomy places the organism in Eukaryota, Fungi, Ascomycota, Sordariomycetes, Glomerellales, Glomerellaceae. The coding region runs from base 1 to 1188 and encodes 395 amino acids. Gene Ontology annotation, molecular function: hydrolase activity.